GAAUAUAAUUCAGUAGCAAGAGUGAAUAUGACUAAGAGUGAUUAUAAUUCAGUAGCAAGAGUGAAUAUAAUUCAGUAGCAAGAUUGAAUAUAACAAUCAUCAAGUGAUAAACUCCAAACUAUCAAGCCAAAAGUAAUCUGAGUCUCAGAUGAAGCUUGCCACCCAUACAUCCAGGUCAGAUGCUUGGCAUUUGAUCUAUCUAGGGUACAUGAAGGUAAAGUUGAGUUAAUGGGAAUGUUCAUAAAUUAAUAAAAUGACUUGUAUAUGGUAUGUAACCCAUCAUUUUCAGUGCACAUUAUCUCAUCGAACACAAAAGUAUUUUGAAAGUUGAAUUACCUCCAUUCAAUAUGACAGUGAAGAAAUGUUGAAGCAUACAAAUCUGUGAAGAGUGAUACUGAUAGCGUGAGUGAUGAAUAAGUCUGAGUUAUUAAUAUGUUGUUGUAUAACUUGUUUAAAGGAAAUGGGAAUUUUUUAUAAUGAAAACCAAUUUGAUUGCCAGUAAUAAUGAAUGACUUUUAUAUGUAUAUAAAAAAUUAGGACUCUUAAGUUUCUCAUCAAAUACAAUUGUAAUUUGUCAUGCAUUUACCUCCUAAUUAUAUUAUUUGUAAAUAAAAUAAACAUUUUCUGCAGGUGUGGUUGGCUAAUGAGAGUCAAAUGGCUGAUGAAGAAGGAAUCUCAGGUGUUGAGAAGUCUCUCCUCAGCACCAGAAAGAUGGCAGAAUUGCAUCAGCAGCCUUACUAUGCAUAUAGAAAUGCGAACUCUUCUAGCAAUGUGCGGAUGAAUAGUGACAGCCAAAUGGUUGGUGACAAAGACAUCACUGGAGCUCAGAAGAUGUUCGGAACCAACAAAAAGACGCCAAAGACAUACAAGUGUACUCACUGUUCCUUCUUCAGUACAAAGCGUUGUAAUUUUGUUGAGCAUUAUCGAAUUCAUACAGGCGAGAAACCUUUCUUGUGUCCUCAGUGCUCUUAUCGAACAGGUGUCAUGUCCAAUUUGAGGAGGCAUUUUCGCAUUAUUCAUGCUGUAGAGAGAUCACAGCCUUACCAUUGAUCCUUAUAUUUUAAGUUAUUGAAGCUUUUGUUAAAUAUUAUACAGUCAAACCCUAUUUAUUUGGAAUCUCUUAGCUUGGAAACUCAGAAAAUUUGGUUUGGUUCUCAAGGUAAAAUCAAGAUAUUUCCCUUUUUUAUGUUUUCAUACAAUGAAAGUUUGAAUUAAUCAGGGCUGGAGGUGUUCUGAACAUAGGGUCUAUCUGAAAUAACUAACCUUAAUAAUCUAGGGAAGGUAUGUCAUAGACAAAACAUUACACAUCAAUAAAAAGUGGCCCUCCCUAGUGCCUGUUAUCCUUUUCCUCCUGUAAAGUACAUAUACUGGUGGUCAAAAAAAAAAAAA
Molecule: messenger RNA, 1389 nt
Organism: Cherax quadricarinatus
Lineage: Eukaryota; Metazoa; Arthropoda; Malacostraca; Decapoda; Parastacidae
Source: RefSeq, a predicted model, not a curated record